Messenger RNA from Culex pipiens pallens (northern house mosquito), 2134 nucleotides. RefSeq names its product matrix metalloproteinase-2-like. The record is from RefSeq and is a predicted model, not a curated record. Gene Ontology annotation, cellular component: extracellular matrix. The coding region runs from base 344 to 2104 and encodes 586 amino acids. Lineage: Eukaryota; Metazoa; Arthropoda; Insecta; Diptera; Culicidae. Gene Ontology annotation, biological process: collagen catabolic process; proteolysis; extracellular matrix organization. Gene Ontology annotation, molecular function: zinc ion binding; metalloendopeptidase activity. The transcript has 4 exons.
AUCGUCCUGAUAAGCCGCAUGACUCAAGCUUAUCACAAAACCGGGCAGCAUCCUUAGCCGGGAUUGCUUCUUCCAGAACGUCCAGCGUCAAAGAGAGGCGCAAUCAUUGAGAGAAUUUGUUUUGCUGGCGCCAUAAAUGAGAUGCCAUUUCUCUCCCAAGCAAAAAGCUAUUAGCCGCCGCAAUGACCACGAGUCGCGUCAGUCUGAUUAUGAUUCUGGUGGGAAAAGAUUCUGCAUUCUUCGCUUGCGCCGUGUCAAUCGCAGCAAACAAUAACGGGGUUAAUUACUUUGUUAAACAAUUCGAAAGUGCUGUGAAUUUGACGGAUCGCGCGGCGCGUCAAAAAUGGCGCCCAAUGACAAAAGUCAUCGUCGCCGUUAUCGGAUCGUCGCCAUUGUUUUGUUUUUGAUUGUAAUUAUUGCCACCUGUUCGGCGGCCCCCACGUGGGAACGGGUGGACAUUCUCACGGGCGCAUCGGCGCCGGUUCCCACCAAAGAUAUGUUUGAUUUCAUGCGACGGUUCGGAUACCUUGAGAAAGGUCCCAGCCAAGCGGAGGCACUUUACAGCGAGGACGCGGUCGUGGCGGCCAUCAAGAAUGUGCAAAAGUUUGGGGCCCUGCCGGAAACGGGCCGGCUGGACAGGAGGACGGUUCAGCUGAUGUCGGCGCCGCGGUGCGGCGUGAUGGAUCAGGUCGGAGGGGAGGCGGGUUCGCUCCGACAUCGGCGCUAUGUGAUCGGAGCGGAGAGUUGGCGGAAGCGGAAGAUCACUUAUUUCAUCGCCAAUUGGAGCAGCAAAGUAGGCGAAGAUUCGGUGGCCAAAUUUAUGCAGAAGGCUUUUAACGAGUGGGCCCGGUACAGCAAUCUGCGGUUCGUCCGGGUUUACGAUCCUUCGGCGGAUAUCAUAGUAGGCUUUGGCAGCGGUCACCAUGGGGAUAACUACCCGUUUGACGGACCGGGGAACAUCCUGGCGCAUGCCUUCUACCCGUACGAGAUGGCCUCCUACGGCGGGGACAUCCACUUUGACGAGGAUGAAAAUUGGAAGGAAAACUCGACCCAACUGGCGGAUGGCGUUGACUUUUACUCCGUGGCGAUCCACGAGCUGGGACACUCGCUGGGCCUUGCCCACUCCCCGGUCUACUCUUCCCUCAUGUUUCCCUACUACAAAGGAAUCACCCAGGGAACGCUGGAUUACGAUGACAUCCUGGCGGUGUACAAGCUCUACAUCCAGAACCCUUACAUAACCGACGAUCCUCCACUCCCAACCGACAGCACAAACUCCAUCGACGACGCAGACUACGAAGAGCAAACGCCGGAAAACACUCCAGAACCGGGACCAAAACUCCCAGACUUCGUUACAGAUCCAACCCCGGUAGACGAGGAACCUCCAACGACCAAACUGUACGACCUGCCGAUAACCUACGUCGGCGACUACAGCACCGUUGACGACCACAUCACGCGACACUAUCCCGUGACGCAGGAACCCGCCACCGUUGCGCUCCCGGAACCGGUUCCGAACGUGUGCGUCGGAAGUUUCGACGCCAUCGGCGUCCUCCGCGGCGAAGUAUUCAUCUUCAAGGGUCAGUAUUUGUGGCGGCUGACGGAGAAGUACCGCGUCAAGGAGGGUUACCCGGUGCGGAUCUGGCAGGUGUUCCGGGACUUUCCACGGAACAUCGAUCGGAUCGAUGCGGUUUACGAACGGGAAGAGGACAACAGCGUGGUGUUGUUUUCCGGAAGGUACUAUUGGGUGUUUGAUGGAUUGAACUAUCUCCACCCGGAAGCUCGCCCGAUCACGGAUUACGGACUUCCGGACACUGUGGAAAAGGUGGACGCCGCGAUGGUUUGGUCCAAAAACGGCAAAACCUACAUCUUCGCGGGGGAUCAAUUUUGGCGGUACAACGAAACCACCCAGGAACCGGACGAAGGCUACCCAGCACCCAUGGACCGAUGGUACGGAGUGCCGACCAAUCUGGACGCGUCCACGACCACCCCGAGCGGCAAGACGUACUUCUUCAAGGGCAAUUACUACUGGCUGUACAACAACGAACGGGUCCGGCCGGAGCGGGGCUACCCGCGCAAAACGGGCCAAAUCUGGCUCGGCUGUCGGUGAAAUGUUACAAAUAAACGAGUCGAGCAGGAA